UGUAUGCGCGCCGGAGAGGACAGGAGAACUGAAAGUAUAGCUGUCACGUCAAUUUAUAUGCACCCAUGACUUGCUAUCAGCAGAAGUGCCUGUGAGUCCUGUGCGUCUGGAAUGAUGGAUAAGUUCAAAACGGUUCUUAAAAUUGUUCAGAAACAGCAGACUAGUCUCGGGUUUGGUUUAGUUGCGUUGUUAACUGCAGGCGGGGAACAGAUAUUUUCGUCAGUGGUGUUCAAAUGUCCUUGCAGCGGCUGGAACUUUUCCUACGGCAUGGUGUUUCUCUUAGUGCCUGCUCUGGCACUGUUGGUGUUAGGUUACAUCAUGAGCAAUAAAACAUGGAAAUUGUUUACAGGUUUGUGUUUACGCAAAUCCAAAUUUUGUAAUUUUAAAUAUGUUUGCGCCAGUGGGGUGGUCUUCUUUCAGAUCACCACGACAGCAGCAGUUGCACCUGUCAGCUGGAUUGCAGUCGCUUUGCUCAAUGGCAAUUACUUUGAAUGCGCCAUGACUGGCGUCAAUGUAACGGUUUUCACAAACCACCUUUGCGAUGGAAAGAGUCCGCAGUGCCAGGAUGAACUUUAUAAAUUCCCCUGCGGGAGAGCAACCCACGUGCCCCAAUCCGACAGCAAUGAUGUGCUGGCAACCAUCCGCGCUGAGUCGCAGGUCCUGGGUUGGCUACUGAUCGCCUCCAUCAUGGUCUUUAACCUCCUGCUGACCUGUGUUGCCCGGUGUAACUCCCCAGUCAGCUACCUGCAGCUGAAGUUCUGGAGGGUCUAUGCCCAGCGGGAGAGCGACCUGCUGGAAAGCUACACGGCAGAUCACGCCGAAAAGCUUGCCGAGAGGAACCUGAAGAGCUUCUUCCAGCAGACGCCUCCAGAGCCUGUCACAACCCCACCUAACCAGGCCUGGGAGAAGAUCUCGUCCCUCUACAGGUUCAGCACCAGAGACCACUACUACAGCAUCCUGCACAAGUACGUGGAGAUGUGCCAUGACCCAGCAGAGGCCAGGGCCCACAGGAUUUCAUCUGUCAGGUCAGACGGUCCAGACACUGCUAAUCCAGCCGUGCUCGCCUUUGUGGAUGAGGGCAAGAUGAUGCUGUGAAUGGGCAUGCAUAUGAUCAUAGGAACAGCAUCACUAUCAUGACCCUAUCUGUAAGCAUCCUUGUUUUUAUCAUCAAAGUCAUGACUCAUUAUAGAGGAUUAUUGUCAGCGUUCUAAUCUUCGUCAUCAUCGUCAUCAUUAUUGCUGUGCAUCAGGGGAUUUUUCAGUAGAAAGACCAAUUACAUCUGAUUAACCACUCUCAAGUCUUCACUUGAAUACCAAUACUUCCCAAUUUUAGAUUGUUACUUGAAAGUUCACUCACUGUACCACGAGUGCUGCUUGCAGCUUUUUAUUUGAAAUUCUAUGCUCAGAAGGGAUUUAAUUUUUAUUUUAUUUUUUAUAGUUGAUCAUACUUUCUUUCUCUUCUACUUUUCUCCUCUCUUUAGUAUUUUUAUCCUCCUCAGACUUGACCUACAUACAGGUGGUCUGUGGUAUUAAACAGGAAAAGCAUGGUCUGGUUCUAUGAAAUGGGGCGGCAGGUAGCCUAGUGGUUAGAGUGUUGGGCCAGUAACUGAAAGGUUGCUAGAUUGAUUCCCCGAGCUGCCAAGGUCAAAAUCUGUCGUUCUGCCCCUGAACAAGGGGCAGAAUCCACUGAAUCCACUGUUCCUAUGCCGUCAUUGUAAAUACAAAUGUGUUCUUAACUGACUUGCCUAGUUAAAUAAAAAAUAAGGAGCAUAUUUACUUCCUUUUAGCUAGUGCACUGCAAAAUACUUUCAAGUUAAACCCUGUUGCCAGUGUAUAUGUAGCAUCUUUAUGACGGUAACCCACAAGAAUAUUUAGUUGGACCGUACAAGCUUGGUCUCCAACGUAUUUCUGCGUUAUUGUUAUUUAUAUUAUUGCACUGUAGACCGACCAUUGCCACAAGUGAACUGCGAUGAACAUCAGCUCUGAAUUGAAUAAUAACUUAGUGAAAUGGUUAGAUCCGUAUCUCUGUGUAAAGCUUAAAUGUGCUGCAUCGGUAUCAGAAGUCUUAUGGUACUAUUGUUGGAUGAGUGGAGGAGCAUGAAAGUAUUCACUUUAAGUAUGAGGAUAAUACAGCAAUUUGGUCCAAAAGGGGAAAGUAAACUUGACUUUUUGCUAUGUUAUUGCCACAAUGUCACUCCACUCACUGUCAUUUGGGAAGCGAGUCCUGUGCCUGGACUUUCUUUCAAACACCUUUUCACCUCUACCUCUGAUUACAUCACGCUCACAGUAUCUUUUUAUUUUAUUUUAUACCUUUAUUUAACUAGGCAAGUCAGUUAAGAACAAAUUAUUAUUUUCAAUGACAGCCUAGGAACAGUGCCCCCUGUUCAGGGGCAGAACAACAGAUUUGUACCUUGUCAGCUCAGGGAUUUGAACUUGCAACCUUUCAGUUACUAGUCCAAAGCUAUAACCACUAGGCUACCCUGCCACCCCAGGAAACCCUUCUGUUUCCCAACCACUGACUCAGAACACGUGUUUGAUCUGCCCAUUUCUCCUUUUUCUGAAAAAAUGGUAGGUCUUAUGCAAGUCUAAUGUAAUAUGAUCUCAUUUCUGACACCAAUGCAAAUUAAGGUAACGGGUCCACAAAGCUCUGAAGACUAACAUAUACCUUGAUAAAUUGGUCAUUAGGGUAUUUUUUUAACAUUUUGUGACAAGAUACAUUUUGAUUUAGUAUAUUAGGUACCUGAUGUGGCUAGUCCAGCCCUGUUAAAAGCUGCUCUGUGGGAGAAAUCAAUGCACUCAGAGCCUUUUAGGGUGAGGAUAUUAUAGCUUCAUCCUGUGGGAAUUGUAGAGCAUAGAAACUCAUCCCAGCCUUCUACAGGAAAUGGGAGAGGAAACUCUUCUGUUUCCCAACCACUGACUCAGAACACAUGUUUGAUAUGCCCAUUUCUCCUUUUUCUGAAAAAAUGGUAGGUCUUAUGCAAGUCUAAUGUAAUGUCUAGCUAGCUAUAUGAUUGCCUAUAAAACUGUGCUCUGUGUUAUAUUUUUGGGUAUGCAUGAUAUUGUAUCUGCGUGAGGUUCCAUAGCUCAGUAUUAACAUUACUGUUGAUUUCCCAUUUCAUUUUGCAACUGCUAAUGAAUGCAGUGCAGCCUUCGUGCCGAAAUACCACAUUGCUUUGUGUGUUUGUGUGUGUUUAUGCGUGUGCGUGUUUGUGCAUGUAAGAGAAAGGGAAAACGAAAGAGAGGGCGAGAGAGAGAGCAAAGGGUGAUUUCAUAUACUGUAUAAUGUUGUAUCUGGCUCAAGCUGUAUGUGAAUUUAAUACAGAUAAUAAAUUGUGUUGCUGAAA
Molecule: messenger RNA, 3343 nt
Organism: Oncorhynchus gorbuscha (pink salmon)
Lineage: Eukaryota; Metazoa; Chordata; Actinopteri; Salmoniformes; Salmonidae
Product: calcium homeostasis modulator protein 6-like
Exons: 2
Coding region: 112-1095 (327 amino acids)
Molecular function (GO): monoatomic cation channel activity
Source: RefSeq, a predicted model, not a curated record